ACGUUUAAUACGUUAACGGCGGGUAUUACGAAGAUUAGUUUUAGCCUAAGUAAGGAAAUCGUCGCCCUAGGUAUAGUAGAAGUAGAGAUAUACUUCGGAACGAUAACUUUUUAUAUUUUACCCAUUAAUACCCUAUUUCUCCUAUGUUUAAAAGAUAUAGAUCGACUAGGUAUUAUAUUUAAUAAUAUAAGGAAUAGAAUCUCUAGCGGUAAGUACUUCGAAGUAGUCGAACGACGAUGGGGGUAUGCGUUUAUAAAGCUUACUAACGAUACGAAGUCGAUUAAUUACCUAACGGAAAGUAAGCUUAGAAAACUAUACUGGAGAUUUAGGUACCUAUUGGUUACGAGGCUAUAUAACCUUUUAAAAUAA
Molecule: messenger RNA, 369 nt
Organism: Colletotrichum lupini
Lineage: Eukaryota; Fungi; Ascomycota; Sordariomycetes; Glomerellales; Glomerellaceae
Exons: 1
Source: RefSeq, a predicted model, not a curated record